Molecule: messenger RNA, 1706 nt
Organism: Culicoides brevitarsis
Lineage: Eukaryota; Metazoa; Arthropoda; Insecta; Diptera; Ceratopogonidae
Gene: Wdfy2
Product: WD repeat and FYVE domain-containing protein 2
Exons: 4
Coding region: 90-1319 (409 amino acids)
Cellular component (GO): early endosome
Molecular function (GO): protein binding; metal ion binding
Source: RefSeq, a predicted model, not a curated record
GUUGGAAGGAAGCAAACAAUCACAUAUAGAUAGUUAAUAUUUAAAAAAAAAAUCAAAAAUAUUGUAAAAAAUAGUAAAAUAGUGAUAAAAUGGCUGCGGAAAUUAAGCCAGUCAGUCCCAGAAGCAACGAAAAUCGCUUUAACAGUACGAAAAAACCAGAAUUACUUAGCAAAUUAGAUGGGUGUAAUGAUGAUGUAAAUGGUGCGAUCCUGAUUCCGGGCGAAGAUGCUGUCAUAUCAGUGUGUGAUGAUAAAACAAUUCGCGUAUUACUGCGACGCGAUUCCGGUCAAUAUUGGCCCAGCAUUUGUCAAUAUAUGCCUUCGGGUUGCACUUCGCUGGAUUUUACGCCGGAAACGCGACAAUUGUUCAUUGGCCAGGAAAAUGGCACCGUUUCACAAUUCACACUAUCGGCAGAUUGCAAUCAAUUGACACCACAACGCGAAUACAUAGCGCAUCAAGCGCGCGUCACAAAUGUUCUCUUUGCCAAGCAUUCUGGUUGGAUCCUUUCAGCAAGUCGUGACAAGACUUUUUGUUAUCACAGCACAGAAACUGGGCAUCGUAUUGGCGGCUAUACCUUCGAGGCGUGGUGUUGCGGCUUGCAAUAUGACUCGUUGUCGAAACACGCCUUCGUCGGGGACCAAGCCGGGCAAAUUACGAUGCUGAAACUCGAGACAAAUGGCUGUACCUUGGUGACGAUACUAAAAGGUCAUACGGGGUCUGUUCGGGAUCUCUUUUGGGCAGCAGGUCCGCAACUUCUUUUCAGUGGCAGUUUUGAUCAGUCGGUUAUUGUGUGGGAUAUUGGAGGUAGACGAGGAACUGCUUAUGAGUUGCAAGGACAUAAUAACAAGGUGACAGCGUUGCAAUAUGCCCCAAAUACGCAACAACUCAUUUCGGGAGGCGAAGAUAGUGUCUUGGUCUUUUGGGAGAUGAAUGCGAUGCGAAAAGCGGCACCUGAGUGGGUUGAUAGUGAUGUGUGUCAGACGUGUACGCGUCCCUUCUUCUGGAAUCUAAAAGCAAUGAUGGAUCAGCGACAAUUCGGGAUACGACAACAUCAUUGUCGGUAUUGUGGAAAGGCGGUGUGCGAUAAAUGCUCGACAAAUCGCAUCAAUAUUCCGAUUAUGGGAUUCGAGUUUGAUGUGCGCGUGUGUACGGGAUGCUUUGCUGAUUUGCAGAAACAAGAACGACCAUCACUGGCUUCAUUUUACGACGCAAAACACUCGAUCGUAUCGAUGGACAUGGAUGUCGAGCGAAAACGUCUCUUGACCGUUGGACAAGAUCGAGUCAUCAAAAUUUGGGAUCUUUCUUCAAUUUGGCCUUAAUUUACUAACGACAACAACUCACACACAACUCUACUAAAUGAAAAAAAAAAUAAACAACUGAAAUCUACGUAAUCACAAAGAAAAAUAUUUGUGCUAUAAACAUUCUCUUUAUAUAUUAUUAUUAUUAAAAAUUUAACUAUUAUUACUAUAUUAUUAUCAUUUUCCAGAAUUCUAUAAGAUUUUGUGACAAAUCUUUUAUCGUUACUAUACUUUAUUGACCUGAGGAAUCAGAAAUUGUGUAACUGAAAUGAAUUUAUGUGAAAGGAACAUAUAAAAAAAAGAAAAAAAAUAUCAAGCUGGUUGCUUUCUUAUAUUAAAAAAUUUAAAGAAAAAUUAACUGAAUUUAACAAAAAAAAAACGUAAUGAAUUUGUAUACAUAUUUGAACA